Messenger RNA from Cyprinodon variegatus (sheepshead minnow), 2948 nucleotides. RefSeq names its product eosinophil peroxidase-like. The transcript is spliced from 16 exons. The record is from RefSeq and is a predicted model, not a curated record. Bases 93 to 2690 code for a protein of 865 amino acids. Gene Ontology annotation, molecular function: heme binding; protein binding; peroxidase activity. NCBI's taxonomy places the organism in Eukaryota, Metazoa, Chordata, Actinopteri, Cyprinodontiformes, Cyprinodontidae. Gene Ontology annotation, biological process: response to oxidative stress.
ACUCUAAGCUUUAGUGACUUAAUGCAGCAGCUUGAAGUCCUAGGUGGAUCAGAAAGACAGCUUUGGAGUUAAGGCUGAGCUUCAUUACAGGGAUGAAUACGUUUCUCUGCCUAUUGGCUGUUGGUCUAACCCUAGGCUUGCAAUGCCAAGUGGAUGCCAAACGCCAUUUGAGUCACUCUUUCAUUGAAAAAUGUGUGAAUAAGGCCAAAGCCAACGUGGAUGCAGCCUAUACAUACUCCCGCCAAGUGAGUAUUGAUCGAGUAAGGAGAAAUGCAGCAAGCACGGCAGAUGUCCUGAGACUCCUGAUGCAGCCCAAUGGACCAUCCAGGGAGGCAGUGCGAGCUGCAGACUACAUGGACAACACUCUGCAUUUGAUCAAGAGGAGUCUGUCAAAACGUCACAAACGUUCCAUUGAAGCCACAGAACUGAUCUCUGAGGGGGACCUGGAAGUGAUUGCCAGAUUGUCAGGCUGCUCUGCUCAAGUCAGGAAUGUUCACUGCACUGGUCUUCCCAACCUGAACAUUUAUCGCACAGCAAACAGCAUCUGCAACAACCUUAAAAACCCUCGUUGGGGUGCCUCCAACGUCCCGUUCCUCCGCUGGUUGGCAGCGGAGUAUGAAGAUGAUAUCAGUGUCCCGAAAGGGUGGACCCGCUCCCUGGCAGUUAAUAACCACAUGCUUCCCUUGGUGAGAGAAGUGUCCAACCGUAUCCUGGCAACAGCUAACUCUGAAGUGGACAGUGACCCCCUUUACACCCACCUGGUCACAAUCUUUGGCCAAUGGACUGACCACGACCUCUCCUUCACCCCUCAAUCUCCUUCCAUCAGAUCAUUUAAUGACAGCAUUGAUUGUGAACACAGCUGUGCCAACAUAGAGCCAUGCUUUCCCAUACAGUUUCCCAGUGAUGACCCUCGCGGACACUCUGAGGAGUGUAUGCCAUUCUACCGCUCCUCACCAGCUUGUGGUUCUGGUACCACAGGAUUCCUCUUCAGUACACCCUCUCAUCGCCAACAACUCAAUACCAUGACAGCCUUCAUCGAUGUGGGUCAGGUCUAUGGUUCUGAUGACAGGAAAGCUGAACUUCUCCGGGACUUGAGUACAGAUGAGGGUCUGUUGAGGGUCAAUGAAGACCAUAGAGACAACGACCAUGAACUCCUGCCCUUCACAACCAUGAUGGCCAACAUGUGUGCCACACGGCGAAAAAUGACCAAUAAUGACAGUGCGGAGGAGGUGUUGUGCUUUCUUGCUGGCGAUGACCGUUCCAAUGAAAACAUCGCACUGGCCUCUUUGCACACUCUCAUGAUGAGAGAGCAUAACCGUCUGGCCCGUGCCCUCCAUCAACUCAACCCACAGUGGGGCGGAGAAAGGCUCUACCAGGAAGCACGCAAGAUUAUGGGAGGGUACAUGCAGGUUAUCACUUAUAGGGACUGGCUUCUCCACAUUGUUGGUCCCGAGGCCAUUUCCAGCCAUUGUUCCACCUACCCUGGUUAUAAUGACUCUAUAGAUCCGAGCAUCUCCAACGUUUUUGCCACAGCUGCCUUCAAAUUUGCUCAUCUGAUGGUUCAGCCCUUCAUGUUCCUUUUCAAUGUCUCUUCAGGUGGAUUGGAUCCAAUUGUGAGAGGCCUUAUAGGUCGCCAGGCAAAGCUGAACACACAAAGUCACAUGUUGACUGAGGAGUUGAGGGACAGACUGUUUAAAUUCUCUGUAGAGCUGGCUCUGGAUCUGGGAUCUCUAAACCUUCAGAGAGGAAGAGACCAUGGACUUCCUGGCUACAACAAAUGGCGAGAGUUCUGUGGCCUGUCACAGCCAAGGACUCUGAGUGAGUUGGCUGACGUGAUGAACAACAUAGAGUUGGCUCAAGGACUGCUGGACCUGUAUGGUACACCUGAAAACAUCGACCCAUGGCUGGGAGGUGUAGCUGAGCCAUUUGUCCGCGGAGGAAGAGUGGGACCCCUGUUUGCCUGUCUGAUAGCCACUCAGUUCCAGAGGAUCCGUGAGGGAGACCGGUUUUGGUGGGAGAACAAUGGUUUCUUCACAGAUGCACAGAGGCUAGCCCUGAGGGACUCAUCUCUGGCCAGAAUUAUCUGUGACAACACAGGGAUCACUGAGGUUCCUGAGAAACCUUUUCUGUACCGACCCCGCGGUUCUGGAUACACCCAGUGUGAUGACAUCCCUGCAUUUGACCUCAAUCCAUGGAGGGAGGGUGGUCCAGAGGAACCACAAUCACCAACAGGUCAACGUGGGCCUCCCAGACCAGCAGGACCCAGAGGACCUCCAGGUACACCAGAACCACAGGGACCCCCCGGCACCGCUGAUAAAGUUGCCUUCUCUGUGCGCCUCGGUAACAACUACCCCAAAGCUGGCAGCCCCAUCCUGUUCCAUGAUGUCAUCUACAAUGGACAGAACAGCUAUGACAGCAAGACCGGCUUUUUCACCUGCGAGCACCCAGGAGUCUAUGAGUUUGAGUUCCACUGCAUCAUCUAUGGGAGCGCAGGCAGCGUGGAUCUUCUUCGUAACGGAGAGCUAAUUCUGCACUCAUUCACCACCCGCCACAGUGGCUAUAUCUCAGCCAGUGGCAGCACCUUCAUCAAGCUGGAGAGGGGAGACAGAGUGUGGCUGGUGGCCAACCAUGGAGGCACCGGACUGACCACAGACAGCUUCUUCUCUGGUCAUCUGCUGCUCACUGAGUAGAAGAACAUUAAAGCACUCUUAAAGUUUGCAAACAAAAUUAAAACACUUAAAAUAAAGGAGUAAAAUUUCUGUCAUAUUUGUAUCCUCUCGUGAAUGUUUAUUACAAAUAUUAAAAGGCAUUGCUGAUGAUUUAUUUUUCUUGUGAAUAAAAAUUCACACUGAUAUUAGAACUGAAACAUGCAAGCUAAAUAAAUGUAUUUGAAUGCAUCAUGUUUUCCUUGUUAAAUUGUGAUCUCUGGUAUAUUAGUUGUUUGAUAA